CCUCGUGAACGCGCAAGAGCAGCAAUGGCCGCUUUGGAUCGGCGAAAUCCUAAUCUCGACGAUUUUGUCGGAUUAAACUGGAGUUGUUGGGUAGUUAAAGCGAAUAUUUUGCCAUCUGACGCUGGGUCUAAUGUUGAAGACAGCAGCAAGAAUGGGAGGAACCGCUGUGAGACCAUGGCCCUCAGGAGAGAAGACAUGCACACAUUUGGCCACUGCCCGUCACAUGAUGAGAUGUACCUGGUGGUGUGCAGUCACUGUGGCCAGGUGGUGAAACCUCAGGCCUUUGAGAAGCACUGUGAGAGGCGGCAUGGUCCUCUCACUAAAGUGUGUGGACAGUCUCCGGCACCACAGCCGAGACCCCGCUCUGUUCGUCCCUCCACAAAUAAUUCCUGCUCCAGAGAGAGGCAGAAAGAUGGCAGAUGUCAUGAAGCCAUCCCCCCCUCCUCAGCAGCACCACCUGCACACCAGCACAUGCCUAGCACGGCCCAGAAGGAGGCAGUGAGUUUUCCUUCAGUGGAGAAGUUCCCCCAGGAGAACGUCCCCCUUCCUCACUCCUCCCCCUCAUCCACGCCUCGCCCCAUGGUUCCUGCUUGGCACUUAGGACCUCUGCCCCCUGGCCACUGUUCCUCCUCCACUUCUCCCUCAGAGAGACCCUCGCCGCAGAAGACCACAGCUGGGCAGUCCAGUGAGGCCCUCAGUCCUCAGCGGGGAACAAGAACCUACAGCCAGAUUUACAAAAACAUCAGCAAGAAAGAAUGUGAUCUGGACAAACAGAGCAGAGUUCUGGACCCAGAGAGGAAGAAGCUGUGCAGCCGGGAGCUUAUAUGCAAUACUGAUUCCAUCCACCAGCAGCAGAAAGCAUUGGGAAGGAGUAAGACACUUGCCCAGUUGGCAGAGGAGCAGAAACCAGCCUCUAUAGGUCAUGCUCUGGAUCAGCUUCUUGUUAAUUCAAAAGACAAAGAGCAACAUCUGGAAGCUUUUGAAGAUACAAAAACAAUUCAGACCAGUACAACAUUUAACAGCAACCUUCACAUUCCCAGCAGGUCUGAGGACCCAUCAGAAAAUGUUCCAGAGGAGGAAUGUGACAGCGCUGUGGAAGUGGAGGCCCCGCCUCAACGUGCCUUCAACCAGAGCCAGGUGUCGGCCGAGGAGAGUGAAGACGAUGAGAAGGAUGAAGACACAGACCCGCCUGCCACACCCUUGCACCCCAAACCUCUCGGGCUAUGCACUUUUGGAUGCCGCACAUUGGGCUGCAGCAUCUUCACCUUCAACCGGCGUUUACAUCACGUGCGGUUCGCCCUCAGUGCCAUGUUGGAGCACCAUGUCAGCACACAUUUGUGGAAGAAAAUGCCUCAAGUCUCAUCAGGUCUCAGGUCAUGUCAGGUCUCAUCUCCAGCUGUAGGAUCAGCUGUCAGGACUGAGGCCCGAUCCUCCAAAUCCACUGGCUCCCUCAGCCUCGAUUAUACCUCACUGGGUCAACUGGAAACCAAACCCAGUCUGCACAAUUCUCCCAGUUUCAAAUCGCCUUCUUCCCCUGCAACGGCGACACUUGGGCCUGGCCGACGGCGCAACCCUGCCGGCAAAGCCCGGCUGCGGGAGGAGGAGCUUAUGCAAGAUGCGAGCGCACUACAGAAAGCUGCCAUGCUGUCAAACGGCGGUGAGGGCAAAUCCUCCAAAUGCAUCAGGGACCCCCCCCUCAAUGAGAAGGGCCAGCCACAUGUCCCCCCCUCUCAAGGAGCAGUUAAUGAUACCUUUUCAAACGUGAAUAAGCCAUGCCCUCCGCUCCAACGCUCCCCCCGCAGCAAAGCGAGGGCUCCAGGGAUUCAGCAGCAGGGGGCGGGCUGCAACAACAGGGGUCUUGCUGAAAAGCGCAAAGGCAGCGAUGAGUCAACGUCUCUCAGCUCCUCACUGUCCAGAACCUCCAAGUGUCAACGCUUGUCCUCCCCUUCCCGCUAGAGCAGACAGAAUGGAAAGCAUAUCAGGGAUCUGCGUGUGGGGGUUUGGAGAACAGAUCCAACUCCCAAAGAGUGAGUAAACAAGCCAGCUAUGACACAACAUACUGUAGGUCGCAUACACCAAUGUUUUUUAUGAUGUGGAUCCAUCACUUUAAGCCUAAAAUUACACAACUAUCACAGAAGAUGUUCUUGAUCUGAACCUGAUUGUAGGGUGUCUGGUUCGAACAACUGUGAACACAUUUGAAGGUGACAAUUUAUCUUUUAUCUUCUCAGCCAAAAAAGAGGCCAUUGAGGAGAGGCCUGCUGCAGGUGUGUUUGUGUGCACGCAUGACUGCGUACAUGCGUGGUUUUGUGUAUAUUUAUGUCUUUACAUUUUUACGCACAGAUAUCAGGAAUAAAUAUUGGUCUGCAUGUUGUGUAUUUUUGCUAAAUGUCUAUUUUUCUAUGUGACUAAAUGUCUCAGUUUGUUACUGUGUAAGAAUGUAUAAAUACCUCAAUUUACUCAUGCUGCUAAAGUUAAAAGUCAUCUCAUGGCAAAACAAUAAAACAUUCUUGAAUCCUU
This is a messenger RNA of Gymnodraco acuticeps, 2517 nucleotides long. RefSeq names its product ataxin 7-like 2b (gene atxn7l2b). The transcript has 9 exons. The record is from RefSeq and is a predicted model, not a curated record. Lineage: Eukaryota; Metazoa; Chordata; Actinopteri; Perciformes; Bathydraconidae. The coding region runs from base 25 to 1956 and encodes 643 amino acids.